GACUAAUUCGUCCUCGACCUUGUACAGAAUAUUUGAAGAGUUCCUGUUUUCGUCCCCAAGUGGUUACUGGUAUUUGAUAAAUAUGUGUUUAAAAUACACAGUGGCGUCAGUGUGGGUUAUUUGUUUGUCUUUCAAAGUGGUUAUGACUGGUUGUGAAGUGGUUUGGGUAAAUCGAAAUGUUAUUGACAGCUUCCGUGUUGGAGAAGAUGGUUGUACGAAUGAUGGAACUGUUUGUACGGAUUUCGGUGCAACAUGUCGUCAGUCAGAUGGUUUGUGCAUUUGCACUGGUAAUGAACCUAAUUUUCGAAAACCUACUAGUAAAGAUUAUGGCUGUUUAAGCAGUGAUAGUGUUCGCGCUGGAAUUGGUGAGUGUUUAUAGCUAAUUUCAAAUUUACAACCGAGCAUUUAAACUUGUUUCUCAAUCUUCCUCUACUAUUAAGUGAUCUACUAAUGUUUUCGACAUGAUGCACAAUAUUAUUUAUACAACGGCUAUUCUGAAACACACAAAUCUUGACGUAACUACUAGGCCAACUGUGGUAAAGCGAUGUUAGGUUUCUGCAAUCGAAUUCUCCGCAGUAAAAUCUGAGUUGAACGAGCGAAGACGUAUACGACUCGUAUCGAUCUGGUACUGCAGAAUAGAAGGAUUACCCACCCUGGCAACAUUCACUGUGAGAGAAAACCUGAGGAGACCCACGGCUUUCGGUAGGGCGUCGAAUAACUCUUUUCACAUAAGUGUCACAAGUCCGCAGCGAGAAUUGAUCAUAUAUGAUCUUAAACUCAAAAGUGAAAGGCGCUUUCUCUGACGACUGUGUUAGUUAUUUUUGGCCAAUAUUUUGACCUGAAUUUUUGUCUCUGUAUGAAUGGAUAGAUCUGGUCUAUGUUUCUCAAAUAUCUAGCGAAAAUGGACCUCAUUAUAAUUUUAUCUAAAUGUUCCGGUCAGAUAGAUCCGAAGCCCAAACGUUUUGUGUCCCAUUAAAAUAUUUGACCGUUCUGACCGUGUUAAUGGAAAGCGUCCCCAGAGAAGGAAAUUUGUCAAUAUUUGUCAACUUUUAGUUCAUUCUACUCAAAUAAUCUUAUUUCGUAUCUCAUUUAAAUAUAGGAAGAAACUUGAACUGUGCAUUCCGCCCUUUUCAACUUAUACCAUACAGCCACCAAGAUCCAGCCACGUCAUUCAGUGAUACAAACCUAGAUGUAUUGACGAGUUGUUCUUUAACGAAAGCCGUGACAAAGUUUCCAGACAACCCCAACUAUAUUGAUCAGCCAUGGUUGAAUGAAUCUUACGUUGAUUUAAAAAUCUCUAACGAAAAAUUGGAUUUUAAGGUAUGGAAAUCAGAGGUCAUGUUUUUUUUUAGUUGUGUUUAAAAUUAGUUUGUUUUUCUUUUUCUAGUGGAAAAAAUCAGUUCCAACCUUGCAAGGCACUAUAAUUACGCUAAGUCUCUUCUGUACCCUGAGCUCAAGUAGUUUGACAACAAAAUGUCUACGAGCAAAGAUUCUUGGGACAUGGCCUGCAGGUACACUCGAGGGUACACUGAAUCAUUGAACUAUAUGCACUGAAUAGAUAAUGCACAUAUGCAUAGAAGAUAUAUUGAACUCUCCCGUAAAUUCCAUUGUAACAUGUGGGCAACCUCAUGUUUAUACUGUGAGCCUUGAUCAGGUAAUUGUGAUAUGUUUACACUGUUUAUAUACGUGUGUUUAUUAUACGUUAAAUGUUAAAUGCUCAAUUUUAUCUAGACGCCGUCUCUGUACCAACUAAGCCAACAGUAACCUCCACUAAACAGUCUAAAGACACUAAAACUAAACCUUCACAGAUAAAAACAAAAACGACUUCGCCUGUUACAGUGACAACAAUAACAACAGCAGAACCAAGUAUGUUUUAUAAUAUAUAUCACCUCUUGAUAUUUAUUUCAUUGUAUCAAUGUAUUUAUUUUUACGCUUUCACUUCCCCCCAGUCGACCAUAGCUUAUGUAUACGCGGCUAAAAGGAUUAGUCAGUUUGCAUAUUCAGUAUUCUUCAAUAGUCUUGAUUAUAUUUGAUGAAAAAAUAGACUUGUGAAGCUCAUUAAUAAUUCAUGAAAAAAACCACAAAGGAAGUAUACCUGAUACAACACGGCCGCUCAUAUUGUACAUAGUAUACUUAAAAGUUUAUGUAAUUCAGAAACAUUUUGUGUUAUAUAUCAAGUAUCCUUCACAGGAUUGAUUAUGUUCUCUCAUCAAUUAUUAAUGUCAAUUACAAAGAUCUUAGACAUUUCACGUCCAAAUACAAGCUAUUGGUCUGAGUAACACAACAAAUAAAUUGAGCACACUAUAUCGUCAGACAAUAUCAUCAGACAAUCUUAUAUCUUCAACAAUAAUACAACAUAGAAUUGGUUGGAAACAUUAACUAUACUAUUCAAUGUUUUAGAAUCAACCGCCAGCGCUAGGUCAGACGACGACUCGAACGUCUCAAACAAGAUAUUUAUUGCUUUGUUU
Paramuricea clavata is the source of this 2468-nucleotide messenger RNA. The record is from the annotation of a GenBank genome assembly. NCBI's taxonomy places the organism in Eukaryota, Metazoa, Cnidaria, Anthozoa, Malacalcyonacea, Plexauridae.